UGUGCCUUCCACUGCUGGGCGAGGGAUCAUCAGUGUAUAUACAUCCGCACGCCUCCCGUACCACCACCACUAUUCUCAGUGCGACGUGCACCGAGAGAGUGUGAGUGAGAGUGACUGGCAAGUAGCUAGCUUCGGGAGCUAAGCAAAGCCCCGAGAGCUAGCCGGCUGCUGGAGAGAGGCAAGGCAAAGGCAUGGCUCCUCCUCAGGCGCCGGCGAACGGCGGCGCCGGCAACGGAAGCGUCGUCGUUGCCGGCGGCACGGCGGCGUCGGUGCUGGAGGUGGAGAGCAAUGGUGCCGGCGGCGACCAUAACGGGGUCAGCGACAACGGCGGCGGCGGGGCGGCGCCGUCGGUGGCGGCGAACGGCAACGGCAAGCAGGGGGCGGAGAGGAGGCGGAGGAGUAAGAAGAAGAAGCCAGCGGUCAGCCCGAAGGACAGGUACUGGACGCCGAUCGACGGGAAGGAGGCAGCGGCGGCUCUGGAGGACGGCGGCGAGGAUGGGCGGCGGCCGCUGCUGUUCCGGACGUACAGGGUCAAGGGCAUCCUCCUGCAUCCCUACAGGUUACUGACCCUGCUCAGGUUGAUUGCUAUCGUCCUAUUUUUCAUAUGGCGUAUCAGGCACCCACACGCGGAUGGCAUGUGGCUCUGGUGGAUAUCGAUGGUUGGAGAUUUGUGGUUUGGUGUUACUUGGUUGCUAAAUCAAGUCGCAAAGCUCAACCCUAUCAAGCGUGUCCCAGACCUUGCCCUCUUGAAACAACAGUUCGAUGAUCUCCCUGAUGGCAACUCUAAUCUCCCUAGACUUGAUGUUUUCAUCAACACUGUUGAUCCAAUAAAUGAGCCUAUGAUAUACACUAUGAACUCUAUCCUAUCCAUUCUUGCUGUAGACUACCCAGUUGAUAGGACUGCUACAUACCUCUCGGAUGAUGGUGGCUCAAUAAUCCACUAUGAAGGCUUGCUUGAGACUGCAAAUUUUGCUUUGCUGUGGGUUCCCUUUUGCAGAAAGCAUUGCAUUGAGCCAAGAGCUCCUGAGAGCUAUUUUGCAGUAAAGUCACGCCCGUACACAGGAAAUGUACCAGAUGAGUUUGUUGAUGAUCAUAGGCGCAUGUCUAGGGAGUAUGAUGAGUUCAAGGUGCGUUUGGAUGCACUUUUUACUAAAAUCCCCGAACGCUCAGAUGCAUACAAUGCAGAGGCCAAAGAAGGUGCAAAGGCAACCUGGAUGGCAGAUGGAACACAGUGGCCAGGAACAUGGUUUGACCCUGCUGAGAACCACAAGAAAGGACAACAUGCAGGAAUUGUUAAGGUUAUGUUAAACCACCCAGGCGAUGAACCUCAAUUUGGUGCUCCAGCAAGUGCUGCAAAUCCUCUAGACUUCAGUGCUGUUGAUGUGCGUCUCCCAAUGCUCGUCUACAUCUCCCGUGAGAAGAGCCCAGACUAUGACCAUCAAAAGAAAGCAGGGGCCAUGAAUGUACAGCUGCGGGUCUCUGCCCUUCUGACUAACGCACCCUUCAUCAUCAACUUUGAUGGCGACCACUACGUCAACAACUCGCUGGCCUUCCGUGCUGCAAUGUGCUUCAUGCUCGAUCGGCGUGAUGGAGACAACACUGCUUUUGUUCAGUUCCCACAGCGCUUUGAUGAUGUCGACCCAACAGACAGGUAUUGCAAUCACAACCGUGUCUUCUUCGAUGCCACCUUACUCGGUCUAAAUGGCAUCCAGGGACCUUCCUAUGUUGGCACUGGUUGCAUGUUCCGCCGAAUUGCUGUCUAUGGUAUUGACCCACCUCGUUGGAGAUCUGAUGACUUCAAGAUAGUGGACAAUGCCAACAAGUUUGGCAACUCAAUGUCCUUCAUCAACUCCAUACCAUCAGCUGCAAACCAAGAAUGGUCCAUGACAUCACCACCGGCAGAUGAGGAGUCAAUCAAGGAAGAACUUGAUAAUGUCAUGAAGUGUGCAUAUGAGGAAGGUACUGAAUUUGGCAAGGAAAUAGGCUGGGUGUACAACAUUGCUACAGAGGAUGUGGUGACCGGCUUCCGACUGCACCGGACAGGGUGGCGCUCUAUGUACUGCCGUAUAGAACCAGAUGCUUUCCGUGGCACUGCGCCAAUCAACCUCACUGAGCGCCUCUACCAGAUUCUGCGCUGGUCAGGCGGUUCCCUUGAAAUGUUCUUCUCACACUGCCCGCUCCUUGCUGGUCGUCGACUCAACUUCAUGCAGCAAGUUGCCUACACCAACAUGACAGCCUACCCAAUCUCAUCGGUCUUCCUUGUUUUCUAUCUCCUCUUCCCAGUCAUAUGGAUCUUCCGCGGCGAGUUCUACAUACAGAAGCCAUUCCCCACCUAUGUGCUGUACCUUGUCAUAGUGAUAGUGAUGACAGAGCUCAUCGGUAUGGUCGAAAUCAAGUGGGCAGGCCUCACGUUGCUGGAUUGGAUUCGCAAUGAGCAGUUCUACAUCAUUGGGGCAACAGCUGUGUACCCAUUAGCAACGCUGCACAUAGUGCUGAAGCUAGUCUUUCGUGGAAAGGGUGUCUCAUUCAAGCUGACUGCGAAGCAGGCUACAAGCACCGUGAACGAGAAGUAUGCUGAGAUGUAUAUGGUGCAUUGGACACCGUUGCUGAUCCCCACAAUAGUGGUGAUAGCUGUAAAUGUCGGUGCGAUUGGGGCGGCGAUUGGCAAGGCAAUUGUUGGGGGAUGGUCACUCCUGCAGAUGGCGGAUGCGUCCCUCGGCCUGGUGUUCAACGCAUGGAUCCUGCUGCUGAUCUACCCCUUUGCACUUGGGAUCAUGGGACGGUGGAGCAAGAGGCCCUAUCUCCUGUUUAUCUUCUUUGUGAUUGCCUUUGUUGUAGUCGCAGCGGUGGUUUUUGCCAUCCAUGCUGCACGCACUGGUUCUGUUCGGUUCCACUUCAGUCAUUCAGGUGGUGCUAGUUUCCCUACAAGCUGGGGUUUUUAGCUUGUGGUUGAGUAGUGGCACAUGUCACAGUAAGUUUGAGUUUUUUCUUCGGUUGUGGAGUUUUCACAUGAUGUAAAUCGUGCAUUGAUUGUACAAGAUUGUUCAGUGAAUGAAAAAAAAGCCAUUUGUAUGGAAAAGAAAUAAAGAGUAAAAGAUUCUUUUAGCUUUUGA
Messenger RNA from Setaria italica (foxtail millet), 3113 nucleotides. Its product is annotated as probable mixed-linked glucan synthase 8. The record is from RefSeq and is a predicted model, not a curated record. The coding region runs from base 192 to 2942 and encodes 916 amino acids. The transcript has 3 exons. Gene Ontology annotation, biological process: cellulose biosynthetic process; plant-type primary cell wall biogenesis. Gene Ontology annotation, molecular function: cellulose synthase (UDP-forming) activity; mannan synthase activity. Gene Ontology annotation, cellular component: trans-Golgi network; plasma membrane. NCBI's taxonomy places the organism in Eukaryota, Viridiplantae, Streptophyta, Magnoliopsida, Poales, Poaceae.